Messenger RNA from Hibiscus syriacus, 627 nucleotides. RefSeq names its product dnaJ homolog subfamily C member 7-like. Lineage: Eukaryota; Viridiplantae; Streptophyta; Magnoliopsida; Malvales; Malvaceae. The annotation marks the transcript as partial. The transcript has 5 exons. Gene Ontology annotation, molecular function: protein binding. The record is from RefSeq and is a predicted model, not a curated record.
UGCAAUGUAGAGUCACGUCCUUUUGCAGCUAUUUGUUUUUGCAAUUGUGCUACUGCAUACAAAGGACUGGGCCAAGUCACUGAUGCUAUUGCUGAUUGCAACCUCGCCAUAGCACUUGAUGGCAAUUAUUUGAAGGCACUUUCUAGACGUGCCACAUUAUAUGUGAAGAUUAGAGAUUAUGGGAAAGCAAAUAGUGAUCUUGAAAGACUUCUUUCUCUUCUCAUGAAGAAAAUGGAGAUGACCAAUCAAACUGGAUUAUCUGAAAGAUCUGUUAACUUGGCAAACGAUACUAGACAUGCUCGUUCGUGGCUUUCUGAAAUUGAGGAACAAAGCAAAAAGGAAGUGCCUUUGGAUUUCUAUCUCAUCUUGGGGAUUGAACCAUCUGCUUCACCAGCAGAAAUAAAGAAGGCAUAUAGGAAAGCUGCUCUUAGGCAUCAUCCUGACAAGGCUGUUCAAUCCCUGGUAAGAACUGAAAAUGGAGACGAUAAAAUCUGGAAGGACAUAAGAGAAGAAGCCUACAAGGAUGUUGACAAACUAUUUAAGAUAAUUGGAGAAGCAUAUGCAGUACUUUCAGACUCUACCAAGCGCUCAAGGUAUGACUCUGAAGAAGAGACAAGGAACUUGUAG